CGGAACUUAAGGAACGAAAAGGAGUUUUAGUGUGUGACAGCUGUUGGAAGCAGUGCGGCAUCUUGGUGGUCAUGACGGUGAACAUUAUAGUGGAAUAUUGUGAGCCUUGUGGGUUUAAAUCCCAUUAUGAGGAGCUGGCUAGUGCAGUGCGAGAGGAGUUCCCCGAUGUGUGUAUUGACUCUCGCCCUGGUGGAACAGGAGCUUUUGAAAUCGAAAUAAAUGGACAGAGGGUUUUCUCUAAGCUGGCACUAGGUGGCUUCCCAUACGAAAAAGAUUUGAUGGAGGCAAUUCGUAAAGCCAGCAGAGGAGAACCAGUGGAGGAGAUCACUAACAGCAGAGCACCCUGCGUCAUCUUGUAAGCAGCUGUUUCCCCUGCGUCCAGCUUUAUGACAUCAUCCUAAUUAUUUCCUUUAGGUUAACUAGAAUAUGUUUUC
Molecule: messenger RNA, 434 nt
Organism: Nanorana parkeri
Lineage: Eukaryota; Metazoa; Chordata; Amphibia; Anura; Dicroglossidae
Gene: MIEN1
Product: migration and invasion enhancer 1
Exons: 4
Coding region: 72-359 (95 amino acids)
Biological process (GO): positive regulation of filopodium assembly; negative regulation of apoptotic process
Source: RefSeq, a predicted model, not a curated record